Molecule: messenger RNA, 6267 nt
Organism: Limulus polyphemus (Atlantic horseshoe crab)
Lineage: Eukaryota; Metazoa; Arthropoda; Merostomata; Xiphosura; Limulidae
Product: multiple epidermal growth factor-like domains protein 9
Exons: 6
Coding region: 281-1498 (405 amino acids)
Molecular function (GO): protein binding
Source: RefSeq, a predicted model, not a curated record
GCAGACGACUACAGGAGAACCUGGCGCCAAGUGAACGCUUGUCUAGGACGCGUGAGUCAUGCAUCAGUAGCAUCGAGACCGUAGUGAUAGCAAGAAGACGGGAGAAUCAACACCCAGGUACAGUGCCACGCAAAACUAGCACAAUUCCUCUGACUUUUCAACACGUGCUAGGCUUGCAGGCACUUUGAACGAAAACAGAAGUAUCAAGACCAUUCAAUAAGAUUAGUGCUUCAAAACGUUAAACCUAGUUAUACAUAUAUAAAAAGACAAAACACCAACAAUGCAAAGUAAGACAUCUUACCUUUAUUUCACUGGAGAACUGGUUAUUGAACGAACUGUCCUUAACCUCGUCAUUGUAUGGAGCCUCGUCCAAGCUGCGUCAGCAAACGGGAAAGUUGGUCUCACAGAAUUUCAAGCUCCGCAGCAUGUUGCACUUAAGUAUGUAGAUAGAAACUCCAUUACUGUGACCUGGAAGGAUCCAGAGCCCCCUAGUGAUAGAAAUACGCAGCUGCUGGCAUUUGCUUUGUCUUACACUUUGGUUAAUGGGAAAGAUCAUGGUAAAGCAAGAGACCUGCUAUUACCGCCUACAGCCAAGUCCAAGACCCUCUCUGGACUAGAUGAAGGGACUAAGUAUGAUCUUCUAGUGUCAGCCGUUUACAGCGGAAACCAGCGAGUACCAGCCCCAAAGAAAACGGUUCGAACUAAAGAUUCACAUAUGAACGAUCUUGCUGUGGAUGAAGGGUAUCGUUACGAAAUGACCCCGAAAGAGCCAGAGUGUAAUUGCAGUGAACCAGGCAUGGUGGCCUGCACGAGAAUGCAUGGAACUGUGAAAUGCACAUGUUUUCCUGGUUAUGCCGGUAGAUGGUGCGAGAGUUGUUCACCCGGCAACUAUCGGGAUGGAAAGGAAUGUAAACCAUGCCCUUGUACCAACAUUACGUCAUCAGGAGAUUGCUCAUUAGACAAAUCCGGAAAGGUCACGUGCACGUCAUGCCUACCAGGACACAGGGAUGUUUUGUGUGAUUCCUGUACAGCGGGCUAUCACUGGAAGGAAGACCACUGUGUAGCAUUAAACUGUCUGAGUUUUAGCCUGUGUGCAGAACAGCGGGAUGAUCCCAGUUGUAUAGACUGCAUAUUCUUGAUGGAAAACCUGGGAUCUCCAACCGCACAGAAAAGUUCUGCCCGCUCAAUAGCAGAUGGAACAGUUCCGUUGAUCGCUGUCGUUGUCACCCUUGGGGUGAUUCUGUUGGUUGCAGCUAGUGCUACAUGUUAUCGAUAUUGGUCCCAUCGACGGAGUAGACCACGCCUUCCCUUCUGGAGUAUUGAACUCCGUGAGGAAAAACUGAAUCUCAGUUCCGAAUGCCAAUACCAACAUUUAGAUGCUGCUACCAAUAAGGUCGUGCAAGCCACAGCUGCUGAGGACGUCGAACCGGAAAAUCUCCAUAAUCCACUGCCGCGAUACUCUACCCCCAAGAAGUUUUUCAGAACUAUGGAAGUUUAAGAUGUUCGGCUGUUCCAGAAAUACAGAAAGAAGAGGGGGUAAAUCCUCAUUUUCUAGUCAAAGAGAAAGGAAGCUCAUAAGAAGUGAGAUAAAUUAUUUAAAAACUGCGUUAAUGAUAAACAUAACAUGACAUACAUCUCUUUUCUUAAGCACAAAAUUAUAACAGUUUGGCCCAAGGUAUACCACAUUUCUAUAGCUGAAUAUGAGCAUAGCUGUGCUACAAAUUGUUAUCCAGUAUUGACUGAAUAGCAAAAAGCUUUAUUAACUUUUCUCAGUUUCAUUCACAAAAAGUCGCUGAAAGAAUACUCAUGAUAUUUGUAUUUAGGUAACGUACAUCAGCACCAAAGACACUACACAUUCUUAGAAUGUUAUCUUCAAUUUGUUCAACUACACAUUAAACAUCCUAUGACUUAGUGUUGACGCCUUUUUAUAUUGUUGAUUUUUAAUAUUAAUCUUUAAAAUACAUACUUCUCCGGAAUGUUUUAUCUGUGCCAAGCUAAGUGUAGCUGCUGUUUUCUUAACCUCAUUACUUCAACCUACUUUAGUAUAUCCCAUCUUCAUUUAUUCCACGUUUAUCUACUUACCAUAUUGUCCAUUACUCUGCUCUUGAUCCUUUAAUAUUACACAUCUUCGCCAGAGAUCUAACUACUGAAAUUUUCUUAAUCUCUGCACUUAAUAUCUCAGUAUUGUCAUAUCCUGCUUUAUUUUACACCAAUGUAGAAUACUUCUAAGUCUUAAGUUACUAUAUGAUUAACCUGUUGUGUUCUACGUCAAUACAUGUUAUUACAUUCACCUUGAUUCGUGUGCUAGAACUAUCCAGAUUACCACAUCAGUCUUAUUUUUAAAAUCUAUAACUACCCAGUUACAAUAUGGCUUAGUCCUGUGGUGGUUCUAUGUUCUUAUUCUCCACUGUCCCUGAUAUGUCUAAUUAUCGUAUGACCUAUGCCUGUGGUGGUUCUGUGUUCUUACUAUCCAGUGUCCCAGAUCUAUCCAAUUAUCAUAUGGUCUAGUCCUGUGGUGGUUCUGUGUUCUUGUUCUCCAUUGUUCCAAAUCUGUCCAAUUAUCAUAUGGCCUUGUCCUAUUGUGGUUCUGUGUUCUCGUUCUCCACUGUUUCAGAUCUAAUCAAUUAACAUAUGAUCUAGUCCUGUGGUGGUUCUGUGUUCUUGUUCUCCACUGUUCCAAAUCUGUCCAAUUAUCAUAUGGCCUUGUCCUAUUGUGGUUCUGUGUUCUUGUUCUCCACUGUUUCAGAUCUACCCAAUUAACAUGUGGUCUAGUAAUUUUGUGGUUCUAUAUUCUUGUUCUCCACAGUUCCAGAACUAUCCAAUAAUGAUAUACCCUAGUCAUAUUCUAGCUAUAUAUUCUUGCCUUCAAUUGUUACAAGUCCUCCAUAUUACCAAAAUCAACUUUUGCUGUUCUAGGUCUGUAUAGAUCACCAUAAUCUAGUCAUUCUUUGUGUCACUGCUGAUUUCAACACCCUUUACCACUUUAUUAUCCUCAGCUGUUUUUGUUUAACUAUAACACUUCAUUAUCCUCAGCUAUUUUUGAUUUAACAAUCCCACUGAAUUAUCUUCAACUGUUUUCGUUUUAUCAAUACCACUUUAUUAUCCUCAGCUGUUUUUGUUUAUCAAUCCCACUGUCUUAUCCUCAACUCUUUUUCGUUUAUCAAUACCACUUUAUUAUCCUCAGCUGUUUUUGGUUUAUCAAUAAAACUUCAUUAUCGUCAGCUGGUUUUGAUUUAACAAUACCGCCUUAUUAUCGUCAGCUGGUUUUGAUUUAACAAUACCACUGUAUUAUCCUCAACUGUUUUUGGUUUAUCAAUACCACUUUAUUAUCCUCAGCUGUUUUUGGUUUAUCAAUACCACUUUAUUAUCCUCAGCUGUUUUUGGUUUAUCAAUACCACUUCAUUAUUCCGAGUCAGUUCAAAAUGCCAUAUUAUCAUCGUCCUCAAUUCCAAGUUUCCUCAAAUUACUUACUGGUAUUCCCAAAUUACCAUAUGUUACACGUCACUACAAGUCAAUCAGAUUAUGUUAUUUAUUUCCUGCUCUGAUCUGAAAAUCGUGAAACACGAUUAAUGCCUAAAAAUAUAUCACAUAUACAUGCAGACAAAUGGUGUCUAUAAUGGUUAAUCGGUCCUGUUUUAAGUGUUUUUAAAGCACAUGUUAGACACUAAACGAAUAUGGCGAUUUUUUAAUACUAAGUGUUUUGAGAUAAGCUUAGAAACUGGUAACAGCAGACCAUGGAAGUUUCAGUUAAGUAGUGAAAAAUAUUGUGUGGAGCUCGAGUAAAAAAGUUUAUGACACCUGAUGAAAACAUUUACGUUAUAGUUCAAUUCUACAAGUGUAUUUUUGAGUAUUAUGCAGUUCAAAAUGUUAUAUGAAUUCGCUAGUAAUUUUUCCAACCAAUGUUUUUCACAAUCAAUAAAUAAAUGAGACAAAAAAGAAAGGAAAUAAAAAAAAUCCAACAACGGAAGAAAAAACAAAAAGUUUAUGUAGAAUUUUCUAACCAUUCCAAAUAUAUAAGUACUCAUAUUUAAAUUUACUUAUUAAGAUAAUAGUAAUAAAAAUGCAUAUUUCUUGUGAAUUUACUUUUACAGCGGCACAUGUUGGCUCAAUGUUAGAGCUCUGGAUUUUGGAUCUAACAAGCCGGGUGCGAAACCGUGUAAUAGCAUAAUAUUUUUAUCACACUUUAAGCUGUGAGUGAAUAAUUGGGGUCAAAGUGAAUCAAUUAGCAUGAAUGGUGAGUAGUAAGAUGCUGCUGACCGGCUGCCAUCCCUUUAUCAGUCGUUUAAAAUUAGAAAGGACGGCAAAUAACCUUAAUAGUUAUUUCAUAAAUACAAAUUAAUAAAGCCUUUCAAUGAUGAAGUGAUAAUUGUGUCUGUGCGUUUUAAUUUCUGUGUCAUAAAUCACUUAUAAUUACAUAUAUUCAACAUUACCGAAAACCUAGGUAAAUUAUACUACACCUAGCUAUGUUGGAAAAACAAAGUGGAAAUUUAUAACUCCUCCUCUGUCAAAACUUGCAGAUUUCCACGUGAGAUGGUAAUUUUUUCCCCAUCGUAUUUCGUAAAUGAAAAAGGAGAUUAGACAUAUAUAUAUAUCUGUUGUUAUGUCUUACUGAAAUGUGUAGAUAGUUUUUACUAGAGCUUUGAAAGAGCUCAGAUUUCGCAUGCUUUCAUUUUUCAUCAUGUACUUUAUCUGGUGGCAUUGCAAGUUUUAUUUUUAUUCGUUGAUUUUUUUUAUAUUGCUUCAUAUGCGGCCAACUAACUGUAUGUAUAAAUUGAUAUAUUAGUAUAAUGUCGUAUUUCAAUUUAAUGUCAGUAGAAAUAGUUAGAAUGAUUAAUUUAACCAAAUGUGAGAGGUGUCUCUUUCUUAAUAAAUUGUUCUUAAGUUCGAAAAUGAUUUAAUCUUAAUUUCAGUUUGCAAACUACUGACAUCUCAUGGAACAGUAAUUCAUCAUGAUAAAUAAGAAAAUUAUUAUUUAGAUGCGAAAUGAUCAUUUUUAGGUCAACUGUUUACACUCGUGUAGAAAAACAAGGCCUUAAAUUUAAUUUUGUUUAUUUUAAGUUAGUUAAGUAUUUUAAUUUUUUCAUUUAAAAUAAAAUGUUGUUGCUAAUUGAAGGAGACGUCAAUUUAUACUUCUUUAUUACUGUAACUAGCAUACACGUUUAUUGAUAAAUCCGUGAGAUAUUCUAUAUAGUAUUAAUAUAUGUUAGCACAUUGAAAUAAAAUUACUUUGAAAAUUGUUACUAAUUUUUACGAGUAAGCUUAUCGGAUGCUUUUGAAAAAUUACCGCUAAAUUUUGCUAAACACGGUGACAUUUUUUAAAAUAUUCUUUGUGUGCUAGUAAAAUGGUCACGUGGGAUUAAAAAUAUAGUAAAUCACGUCAGGUUGUUUUAAUUGUGAUUUUACUUCAUGUACUAUUUAACCUGUAGGUAAUCGUUAAGCCUAAAAACGUUUUUUUGCACGUUCGCGGGUUAUUUUGAAUGUGGAAGUGGCUAUACAAUUAUAUAUAUAUACAUAUAAUGAAGUAGCUGAAGUGAAAGUAAUAAAUAUACGGUAAUUAACUUAGUUACAUAAAUAACACCAAGGACGAGAGCAAACAUUUAAUCUUAUCAAAUUAGUUCAAUUUCGUUAAAGAAUAGUUAGUCAUUUAAAGGUAAUUACUAUUAAUUCAAAAAUUUAUCAACGUUCACACAUAAUGUUUUACUUCGUACAGAUGACUCGAAAGUAGUCAAAUUAGCAUCUUGGUGUUAAAUAUGGACGUAAUACACAUAUCGUGUAGUUGUGUGAUGGUUCCUCUGGCUCUUAGUUAAUUAUGACGUCUUGGUUUCCAACAUGAAUUAAGACAGUCAAGGUUCAAAGGAACGGUAACAAUGAAGUAUUUUAUAUAUUGCAUCAAACCUCGAUGUAUUGUUUCUUACCUUGCGUUAAGUACCUGUUGUAUGUAAGUUUUCAAUUUCCAAUUGUUAAAUAACUCUAUAAAUUGUUUAUAUCAUUUGUGAACAAUCAUAAUGUUUUCUAUGUUAUCCUUCAUAUAUAUAAUCCUUAAAUUACGUUUUACUAGAACAUUUAGACUAGUACAAGAUAUAUAUAGUGAUUGUCCAUAAUAAAAUCUAAUAGUUAACAAUAAUAAUAACUGUGUAAAUGCUUGUAAACAGUGUUAUUUAUCUUAUGUUGUACGUGUUCGAAAGAAAAGCUAACAAAAUGUUCUCGACAUUUUGUUCUUCUUGUGUAAAAGUGAAUAAGAAAUACAUUAAAGGACAUGCCCUGUUA